Molecule: messenger RNA, 869 nt
Organism: Rhagoletis zephyria (snowberry fruit fly)
Lineage: Eukaryota; Metazoa; Arthropoda; Insecta; Diptera; Tephritidae
Product: early nodulin-20-like
Source: RefSeq, a predicted model, not a curated record
UGGAGCAGCAGUGUAAUACAAGACAAGAAACGAAGAAGAUGGACCCGAGAAAAAACCACAGGUUUUUUGAGAAGCUACCUUGCGCGGAAGGAAGAAUUCCAGCAUCCUAAAAAAAAGAGGUUGGCAUACGCAAAUGUGUUAGAAGAUAUGUUGUCAAUAGGCAUUACGGAUUCCGAGAGAACACCAUUGUGCUUGGAGUCGAAGAUGUGCACUUUACUUCAGGCGUACAAAGCGGCAAGCGACAACAACCGCAGUACGGGUGCCAGAUCUUAUUUUGCGCCAUUUAUGGAGCUAAUGGAUGAAAUCUUUGGGAGGAGCCCAAUAAUUUCUAACGACCACACCGUCCACGUGGGCUUCAGACCGGCUACAGUACUGUCGGUGAGUGUAGUGGCGUCAACAUCAUCAAAGACGCCACUGCCAUCUCUGUCACUGCUGCCACCGUCACCAUCGCCAACUCCAUCGCCACUACCACCACCGUCACCAUCGCCAUCUCCAUCCCCACUGCCACCACCAUCACCAUCGCCAUCUCCAUCCCCACUGCCACCACCGUCACCAUCGCCAUCUCCAUCCCCACUGCCACCACCGUCACCAUCGCCAUCUCCAUCCCCACUGCCACUACCGUCACCAUCUCCAUCCCCAUCCCCACUGCCACGAAGAAAGCGUUCAGCUCGAGAGGCUUAUUUCGAAAAAAAAAUUGAGCUGAAGAAGUUCCAGGCGGAAGAAAAAUUAAAAUUGAAGGCUAAAUCCAUACAGCAAUUUAAAGAAUUGCUUAAAGAAAAAUUUGAAAGAGAUACUGAUAUAGAAAAAAGAAAACUCGAGUUGCUGGAAAAACUGGCAAAUAAGUAGCACUUUGCUUUUUUAAUUUGAUU